This is a messenger RNA of Triticum dicoccoides, 481 nucleotides long. RefSeq names its product mavicyanin-like. The annotation marks the transcript as partial. The transcript has a single exon. Gene Ontology annotation, cellular component: plasma membrane. NCBI's taxonomy places the organism in Eukaryota, Viridiplantae, Streptophyta, Magnoliopsida, Poales, Poaceae. The record is from RefSeq and is a predicted model, not a curated record. Gene Ontology annotation, molecular function: electron transfer activity.
UGGGACCUCCGGACAAACUACACCCGAUGGACUUCCACCAUCAGGUUCUACACCGGCGACGAGCUCCGGUUCCAGUACCCCGCUGCGGCGCACAACGUGGUGGAGGUGACCAAGACUGCCUACGACAACUGCAGCAGCUCUAGUCCCGUCGCCACGUUCCCGAGCGGCAACGAUGUCAUUCCGCUCGCCGCCGUCGGGACCCGGUACUUCAUCUGCGGCCUGCCGGGGCACUGCGCCGGUGGCAUGAAGGUACAGGUCAACGUCCAGUCCAAGGUAGUGAGAUGCCGAAGGAGAGGGGUGAGGCAGCGGUGCACACAGACAACGCCACAACCGAGCUCGGCAGCUCAGGCUGGUGCUGAGCCUGUACUAGCGCUCGGGCUGGCCGCCCUCGUGGCUGGCUUGACGCUUCUCUGUAUGUUGUUGGGAUUGCAAAACGUAUUGCUCAUGUGCAAAGGCACGUAUAUAUGAUGUAUAAGAGGUG